UGUAUUUCUAUCAAGAAGUACCCCAACAGCAUGUUCAACAAAGCAUUCCUUAUAUCUAUGGACAAUGGCCAAGAAGUUGUAGCUAAGGUGCCUAACCUAAAUACUAGUAUCCCACACUUUACUACAGCCAGUGAAGUUGCUACUAUAGACUUUAUAUAUUUAUCUUAA
This is a messenger RNA of Aspergillus wentii DTO 134E9, 168 nucleotides long. RefSeq lists its product as uncharacterized. Lineage: Eukaryota; Fungi; Ascomycota; Eurotiomycetes; Eurotiales; Aspergillaceae. The record is from RefSeq and is a predicted model, not a curated record. The annotation marks the transcript as partial. The transcript has a single exon.